Molecule: messenger RNA, 260 nt
Organism: Eurypyga helias (sunbittern)
Lineage: Eukaryota; Metazoa; Chordata; Aves; Eurypygiformes; Eurypygidae
Product: peptidyl-prolyl cis-trans isomerase NIMA-interacting 1-like
Exons: 2
Cellular component (GO): nucleus; cytosol
Molecular function (GO): protein binding; peptidyl-prolyl cis-trans isomerase activity
Source: RefSeq, a predicted model, not a curated record
GCCGUGUUUAUUACUUCAACCACAUCACGAAUGCCAGCCAGUGGGAACGGCCCAGCGGCAGCGGGAAGAACGGCCAAGGGGAGCCAAGCAAAGUGCGAUGUUCGCACCUCUUGGUGAAACACAACCAGUCCAGAAGACCCUCGUCGUGGAGGCAGGAAAAGAUCACGCGGACCAAAGAUGAGGCACUGGAGCUUAUAAAUGGAGCAGGCCGCUUUGGGAAGGCGGAACAGCCGGACCUGCGGCAGAUAAACCCGGGAUAA